This is a messenger RNA of Symbiodinium necroappetens, 2013 nucleotides long. Lineage: Eukaryota; Dinophyceae; Suessiales; Symbiodiniaceae. The record is from the annotation of a GenBank genome assembly.
GACCAGGCGUGGCUGACGCUUCUCUGGGAAGCAGGAUGCACCGUGACCAUUCAGGCACGGGUGUGCGACAGCGCCGACAGCUGGGCCAUAAGCCGGCACCAGGCAUCCGAGACCAUCAAAGCUUCGUCGGACAGUUCGUUGUCGGAUACUUUCUUGAACUUCACCGAGCUCAUAAAGCAGCUGAAGGUGGAGCAAGUGAGUGACGCGAAGCGCUUCGGCCUGAAGUACAACGGCACUGAUUACAAUGCCGCAAUGCACGGCGCCGCCCAAGCCUUGCAGGGGCUAAUGGGCCCCGGCAGCCGUUUCCCAGAAGCCCUGCGCAAAUUGGAAAUGGCAUUUGGGAGAGAACUUCUCAGCAACUCCUAUGCCAAGCUGCGUCGCCUGACUUCCCUCAGCAAGGGCUGUGACAAGACAGCGGCUUGGCUCGUGGAGAGCCUCCACCUUGCUUUGAAGCUCCGGCUCACGACCCCGCCGAAGGCGACGGAGGCCUGGUUGGACAGAGACCGCCGACACAACACGGCUGGCUACUGGCCGUGCCAGCUGGUGGUCAAGGAGGCGCUCCUUGCAAAGCUGCCAGAGGCUGACGCGGAGGAGAGCAACCUCAUCACUGAGGAUGACGAGGAGAUGCCGCAAGAGGAGCUGCAGCAGGCGACCGCGCUUGAAUCCUUGAAAGGCAAGUUCAAUCGCGCGACAGGUGCCGUCUUCGAGUUCCUCCUGGACCUUGCUCGUGGCAGGUACUUCGCAGACUGCAAGGACUUGGCCAAGCAGGGCGACUCGACCACGGUCGGCAAGCAUGUCCAGGACGCAGUGGGAGCCAGCAGCAAGGAGAAAGAAAGUCUUUCUGGCAUGAUGAAAGCACUCGUUGUCGUCAUCCAAAACUUUGAGGUGACUGCAAGUGCAAAGUCGGUGUCGUUGUCGGCGACUGGUGCAGCCCCAGCUCCUAGCUUCAUGGCCUCGCUUGGUGAGAAAGGAGGAGAAGAUGAUGAAGCUACCAAAGCCGAAAGGGAGCGAGUGUGGCGCCUGGUGCAGGCGGAAAGGAAGAAGGUCAUCGGAUUGGGCUUCGCCAAAGCCGCCAGCACGAAAGACAACUUUGCUGAAGCUUUCCGAAAUGCUGGGAAAGUGUUCUCUUUCUCUGGAACUCUGAAUUCCCAGCACCGACUCAUCGUCGCUUCGGCAGAUUUGCUGUCGGAGUCUGGCAGUGAGCCAUGGGCGACUCCCUCCAAUCCGGACAAGGAGAUCUUCAAGCAGAUGUGUGAGUUUGUCGCCGGCUGCACAGGUGCUGCCGACUUCGGCGUGGUGCUGGAUGGCCGCCUGCGUGAGGAGGACACGUUCCUCUCGCUGUCGCAGUCGGAGCAGGGGUGGAUCAUCUAUGAGGGUGGAUGCCCCGCGAGGGCGGGCCGUGCCAGACGGGUCUUCAUGGGCUGUCGCAAGGUGGAGUCUAUGUGUCUCCGAAUGCCGACGGCACGUACCCGCAUCAAGGUGCAGCCGCGGGAGAACUUCUGCACGACCGGAGAAAGCACGACUUUCCAGACCACGUGGUCGAGUGUGAAGUUCCGGCAGAGCGCUGAGUUGCCCCUCAUAGCACUCAGCGCCAAAAAACUCGUUCUCGAUGUCGAUGUCGCAGAGCCGCCAGAGGACUGGGUGGAGAAGCACGGGGCGGCCAUCCCGUGCUUCUGGCAGGAAGGCAAGUCGAUUGCAUUCUGGACCAGCUUCCUCGACGAGCUGAAGAUCGCAGCGAUCUUCGACUUGUCGCCUGGAUCGGGCGGGUUGCUCGAGGCCGCCCUUUCUCGCGGAGUAAGCUAUUAUGGCAUGUGCAAAAACAAGCAGCACAUGCAAUGGCUCGCUGCGAUAGCCGAUCGCGCGGCAUGCGGACUCAUCGCAACGGAGGGGUCCUCCCUCCACUCGACGGAGCUGUCGGUGUCGAUCAAAAAGUUCUUCGGCGACGUGCUGCUGGAGCUCCAGCCGAAAGAGGACAUGGAGGAGGAUCCCUGGGAGCCCGAGCUGGACGCGUGA